AUGGAUGACUCUGCUGUUACAUUAAAUCUAUAUCUUGGAACUGAAUUUACCGAUGGUCAAUUGUAUUUCGGUGAAGUACGUUGUUCAUCUCAUGUUCGUAGUACCAGAUCACGAGAUGACGAAGAAUUUUAUCUUGAACAUCAAGUUGAGACGGCAUGCCUUCAUCUUGGCAAUCAUCGACAUAAAGCACUACCUAUUACGAGUGAUCGACGACUUAAUCUUAUCGUUUGGGUAAAUUAUGAUAUAUGA
Didymodactylos carnosus is the source of this 249-nucleotide messenger RNA. The record is from the annotation of a GenBank genome assembly. Lineage: Eukaryota; Metazoa; Rotifera; Eurotatoria; Philodinida; Philodinidae.